This is a messenger RNA of Suncus etruscus (white-toothed pygmy shrew), 1454 nucleotides long. RefSeq names its product nucleosome assembly protein 1 like 4 (gene NAP1L4). The record is from RefSeq and is a predicted model, not a curated record. NCBI's taxonomy places the organism in Eukaryota, Metazoa, Chordata, Mammalia, Eulipotyphla, Soricidae. Gene Ontology annotation, cellular component: nucleus; chromatin. The transcript has 14 exons. Gene Ontology annotation, biological process: nucleosome assembly. Bases 140 to 1174 code for a protein of 344 amino acids. Gene Ontology annotation, molecular function: chromatin binding; histone binding.
CGGCGGCGCCACCCCGGGCGGAGCGCAGCCACCGCCGCCACUGCCGCAGGAGGCGCGAGGAGCGGACGCGCGGCUCGGCCGGAGGCGGGAGCAACAGACAUUCAGAUGGCAGAUAACAGAGAAGCUCACGGAUCAGGUGAUGCAGAACCCUCAGGUGCUGGCGGCCCUACAGGAGCGACUGGACACCGUCUCCCACACCCCUUCCAGCUACAUUGAGACAUUACCCAAAGCAGUAAAAAGAAGAAUCAAUGCGUUGAAACAACUUCAAGUAAAAUGUGCUCACAUAGAGGCCAAGUUCUACGAGGAAGUCCACGACCUGGAAAGGAAAUACGCGGCCUUGUACCAGCCUCUCUUCGACAAGAGAAGGGAGUUCAUCACCGGGGAUGUGGAACCCACGGAUGCUGAGUCGGAGUGGCACAGCGAGAACGAAGAGGAGGACAAACUGGCUAGUGACGUCCAAAGCAAAGUUACCCUAGAGGAGAAAGAACCUGCAGCCGGCGAUGAGCCCAGCCCCCGAGGGAUCCCAGAGUUCUGGUUUACCAUCUUCAGAAACGUGGACAUGCUCAGUGAGCUGGUGCAGGAGUAUGAUGAGCCCAUCCUGAAACACCUGCAGGACAUCAAAGUGAAGUUUUCAGACCCAGGGCAGCCCAUGUCUUUUGUACUAGAGUUCCACUUUGAGCCCAACGAGUACUUCACCAAUUCAGUCCUAACAAAAACGUACAAGAUGAAGUCCGAGCCAGAUAAGACCGACCCCUUCUCCUUUGAGGGCCCUGAGAUCGUCGACUGUGACGGGUGCACCAUCGACUGGAAGAAGGGCAAAAACGUGACUGUGAAGACCAUCAAGAAGAAGCAGAAGCACAAGGGCCGCGGCACUGUCCGCACCAUCACCAAGCAAGUGCCCAGUGACUCCUUCUUCAACUUCUUCAGCCCUCUGAAAGCCUCCGGGGACGGAGAGUCACUGGACGAAGACUCAGAAUUCACACUGGCCUCUGACUUCGAGAUCGGCCACUUCUUCCGUGAGCGGAUCGUGCCGAGGGCCGUGCUCUACUUUACGGGGGAGGCCAUCGAAGACGAUGACAACUUUGAAGAAGGCGAGGAAGGAGAAGAGGAGGAGCUGGAAGGUGAUGAGGAAGGAGAAGAGGAGGAGGACGCAGAGGCAAACACCAAGGUUUGAGGUCGGGCGCGCGGAAGGAGCCCAGCCAGCCGUCGGAGUGCAAGCAGCAGUGAGGCGCCGCCCGCACCCUCCGUGCAUGGUCCACUCCUUCCCCUCCUUGGGUAUCUCGCUUAACCUGUACAGUGACGGCUAAAACGCAUUUCAGAAAAGAGAGGGAGGGUUGGCCCGGCCCUCAGCGGACUUCCCCAGACCCCACCCCUGGGGACCCCUCGGCCAAGUGGGAGGAGGUUUGCCGAGUCGUCCCCAUCCCACCGCCGGACUGGACCCUUUUAGCGAAGAG